Ilex paraguariensis (yerba mate) is the source of this 973-nucleotide messenger RNA. The record is from the annotation of a GenBank genome assembly. NCBI's taxonomy places the organism in Eukaryota, Viridiplantae, Streptophyta, Magnoliopsida, Aquifoliales, Aquifoliaceae.
AUGAGCAAUCUAAACAUGGUGGAGGCGAAGUUGCCACCAGGGUUCAGGUUCCAUCCAAGAGAUGAAGAACUAAUAAGUGAUUACUUGAUGAAGAAGUUGACAUGCUGUGAACAACCUCCUCUUAUGAUCGAAGUUGACCUCAACAAGUGCGAACCUUGGGACAUUCCUGAAAUAGCAUGUGUGGGAGGAAAGGAGUGGUACUUUUACAGCCUGCGUGACCGGAAAUAUGCUACUGGACUGCGAACAAACAGGGCCACGGUGUCAGGGUACUGGAAGGCCACUGGAAAAGACAGACCGGUCUUCGGGAGAGGAACUCUGGUGGGGAUGAGGAAGACCUUGGUGUUUUACCAAGGGAGGGCACCCAAAGGAAGUAAAACCGAUUGGGUCAUGCAUGAGUUCCGCCUUGAAGGACCCCUUGGCCCCCCUAAACAAACUUCUCCCAAGGAAGAUUGGGUGUUGUGCAGAGUGUUCUACAAGAACAGAGAAGUUCCUGCCAAACAAGGGUUUGGAAGUGACUAUGACCACAAAAGCUCUUCUUCUCUUCCAGCUUUAAUGGAUCCCUACAUCACCUUUGACCAAACUCAACCCAAUAUUAAUCAAUAUGAGCAAGUGUCCUGCUUCUCCAUUUUCAACCCAAUCCAAACCUACCCAACUUUCUCUCAGAUCACCCAUAUUGAGCCAAACCCAUCAACAAAAAAUAGUACUAUACCCAUCUUAGGAGGUAUGCCUGAUGUGGGUGCAUAUUUAGACCCUUCCUCUUGCAACAAAAAGGUCAUAAAUGCUUUCCUAGAUCAACUUACCAAGUUGGAGAGUAAUCCUACCAUGAAAGGUUCUCCAAGCUUUGGAGAAGAGAGUUCAGAGAGCUUCUUAUCUGAAGUGGGUUUGUCUACUAUGUGGACCCACUAGUAAGGAAUUCAGAGGGGUUUCCCCAGGAAAGUUGUGGAUUAAUAUUGAAUACAUUACAAUAGGUUAU